Molecule: messenger RNA, 2536 nt
Organism: Bactrocera oleae (olive fruit fly)
Lineage: Eukaryota; Metazoa; Arthropoda; Insecta; Diptera; Tephritidae
Gene: eIF2Bdelta
Product: eukaryotic translation initiation factor 2B subunit delta
Source: RefSeq, a predicted model, not a curated record
AUCUUUGUUUUUAAUAACUUUUAUAAGGAGGACUACCCUGUAGAUUUUGUGAGAUUUAUAAAUUGUAUAUUUUGACCAGGGAUAAAAUUUUGACAUUUUCAUUUGCUGUCGUGAGCAAAUUGCUUACAUUUUAUAAGUUAAAAUCACUGGUGGAAAAAUAAAUUGCCAAUAAAUAAAGCAAUUAUUGUUAUAUACUUGCAAAUUGAACGUCGUUUAAACGAGUAGGGUUAAAUAUGUCCGGUACUCAGGAUCAUAAGGUACUACUUGCAAACCAGGAUAAGACGAGUGAAGGAAUUACUGUAAACCAAAAGAAGAAACGACCUCGUCAGCGUCUUCGUAAACGAAAUAAAAAAUAUAUAAGUAGUUCUGAAUCAAAAGCUGAAUAUUUGGGAGCAGUUGAAGAGAAGGCAAACGGAACUCUAGAUAAUCAAUUAGGACUACAGUUAAGCGCUCAUCAAAUACCUAAUGGAAAUAGUAAAUCUCCCAUAGAAGUUUCUCAAUCAUCUUCUGAAUCCGUAUCUGUGGAGAUUUCUGAAAAAAUUGGAACAAAGAAGUUUCAUGAAUUUCCAAAUAAUGAAAUAAAAGAAAUCAUUCUAGAUACCUCAAAUAUUUUAUAUCAACCACAAAUAAAAACUACAACCCUAACAAAUAUUCAAAACACAAAUUCACAAAAUAAAAAUAAUUCAGGACUUGGAAAGGAAGCCAUCAUAAAAAUCGCAAUGUCAGCAAACUCUGCUCCUGCCAAUAUUUCUUCUGUUGGAAAAUCUCGUGAGGAGAUAAUGGCCGAACGUGAAGCUAAAAAAUUGGCAAAACAACUGAAAAAGGCAAAGACAUUGGGCACCAACUCAGAAGCUGCACAAAUAACUGCACCGGUUGUAAGUAGGUCCGUAACAAACGUUGUUAGUCAAGAGCAGGAUACAAUUCCUAAACCUUCUUCAAAUGUAAUUGAGACUCGCCCGUCUGCUGCUGUUGAAAAAAGUCGUGAGCAAAUCAAAGCUGAACGUGAGGCCAAGAAGAAAGCAAAACAAGCACUGAAGGAGGUUAAAGCAUCCAACAUAACUGAGAUAACUGCCAAAUUGGAUGACACUAAAAUUACAGAAAGCUUAUCUACCAACACCUUGCAGGACGAUAAGAAAAAAUCCGCUUUGAGUAAGUCUGAAAGACGUGCUAUACAGGAAGCUCAGAGAGCAGCUAAAGCACAGGCAGUCGCACAAAAAAACGUGACGCCAAAAGUAAAACCAACAUCCGUCAACGCCAAGCAAGCUACUAAACUACCAACAGAUGCGUCAGUAAAGGCCACAGUAAAUACUACUAGUGUUUCACCAGCCAAAAGCAUUAGUCCUAUGACAAAGUUUCGUCGCAUAAAUGAUUGCAAGGUGCGCCUCUUCAAUCACUUGGAAAAAGCAAGACAAGAGACCAAUUUGUUUCUCAACAAUCCACACAUACAUCCGAGUAUCGCUCGUCUGGGAGAGCAGUACGCUCAACGCACAAUUGUCGGUUCAAAUGCACGCUGCAUUGGAUUUCUCAAUGCGCUGAAAAUGGUUAUUAGAGACUUUGAGACGCCGCCAAAAAAAGAGUUUGCACGUAGCUUAGAAACGACAAUCACGAACAGUGUGGAACAUUUGCAAAAAUGCCGACCGCUUGCAGUGUCCGUUAGCAAUGCAUACAAACACAUUAAACAUGUGCUGACGCAAUUGCCAACUGAUCAACCCGAAACAGAUCUAAAAGAGAAUUUAUGCCGUUUCAUCGACACCUAUAUUGAAAAUCAAAUUGGCAAAGCGGCCGAAGCGAUUAGCUAUUCUGUGCAGGAAAAAAUCUCAAAUGGCGAUGUUAUACUCACAUUUGGCUGUUCGUCAUUGAUAACGUAUAUUUUUGAGGAAGCACUACGAAGAUGUGUUGAUUUCCGUGUCAUCGUAGUGGAUUCGCGUCCAUUCUGUGAAGGUCAAGAGCUGUUGCGGCGUCUCACUGUUAAAGGAAUCCCUUGCAGUUAUGUGCUUAUCAAUGCUGUUAGCUUCGUUAUGCCGGAAUCAACUAAAGUGUUAUUGGGGGCGCAUGCACUGCUGGCUAAUGGAUAUGUUAUGGCACGUACUGGGACCGCACAAGUUGCACUAGUUGCACACUCAUUCAAUGUGCCUGUGUUGGUGUGCUGCGAAACGCAUAAAUUCAGCGAACGGUCACAAACAGAUGCGAUAGUUUAUAAUGAGCUGGGCAAUCCUGAUGAUCUGAUAAGAAGCGCGCAAUGCAGCCUGGCGAAUUGGCAGACGAAGGGCAAAAUGUCACCCUUGAAUCUGAUGUACGAUAUUACUCCACCUGAACUAGUCACUGCAGUGGUCACCGAAGUGUCCAUACUACCCUGUACUAGUGUGCCUGUGAUAUUGCGCAUAAAACCAACUGAAAUCGGUUAUUAAACAGUUUGUUAAAAUUAAUCGCUUUUCAUCUAACACACAACUAAAUACACUCUUGUGUAAAAUAAUGUUGUAAUAAACUUAUUUAAGUUAUGAGUAAAAUUAAAAUUUUUGUUUUGGGCGUUUAAGCA